This is a messenger RNA of Microthlaspi erraticum, 270 nucleotides long. Lineage: Eukaryota; Viridiplantae; Streptophyta; Magnoliopsida; Brassicales; Brassicaceae. The record is from the annotation of a GenBank genome assembly.
AUGCUACCAUACCUUAUACGGAAGGCCGCAUCUUGUGAGGCUAUGGAGACCUUCAAACUUACAGCUCUCACCUUUUCCAAGGAUACACAAGUUGCCCAGGUAGAGGACAGACGGCACACCGGCAUGAUGUCUUUCAUGUUUGUUGAGUCUCAUGUAUCUGGCGGAAUUGCGAGUGUGUACUCCGUAUCUGAAGACAUGAUUUGUGAAUGGGCCAAGAAACUAGCCGUCGAGAUGUUUGAGCUCUGCUGUGGGGACAUUGAAGAUGUUUGA